This is a messenger RNA of Neltuma alba, 2741 nucleotides long. RefSeq names its product MDIS1-interacting receptor like kinase 2-like. The transcript has 2 exons. The record is from RefSeq and is a predicted model, not a curated record. Gene Ontology annotation, biological process: protein phosphorylation. Gene Ontology annotation, molecular function: protein kinase activity; protein binding; ATP binding. The coding region runs from base 92 to 2569 and encodes 825 amino acids. NCBI's taxonomy places the organism in Eukaryota, Viridiplantae, Streptophyta, Magnoliopsida, Fabales, Fabaceae.
UAAUAGUCUCAAUUUCUCAUCUUUCGCUAAUCUCCAAUUCUUAGUACUUAAAUGUAAUCAACUUAUUGGUUCCAUUCCCAAUGAAAUUGGAAUGUUAAAGGAAGUAGUUGAACUUGACUUGUCGAGCAACCAUCUCUCUGGUAAUAUCCCUGCCACCAUAGGAAAUAUGACCAAUUUACACCAUCUUUACCUUUUUUCCAAUCAAAUCUCAGGAUCCAUCCCAUGGGAAGUAGGGAAACUCUACUCUAUGGAGACAUUGCAUUUAUCAGAGAACAAUAUAUUAGGUUCAAUCCCAUCCUCUAUUUGGAAGUUGGCUAAUCUAAGCAACUUCUAUGUUUAUCAAAAUAACCUUUCUGGAUAUAUUCCUUCUAGUAUUGGAAACUUGACAAGGCUCUCCAUCCUAGCAUUGGGACGAAACAAUCUUUUAGGAUUUGUUCCUUCUAGUAUUGGAAAUUUGACAGAGCUCACCUAUAUAAAUUUGUGUGGAAACAAACUUAGUGGCAACCUUCCAUCAGAAAUGAAUAACUUGAGGAAAUUAGGAUCCUUGCAAAUUGGAGAAAAUAGUUUCGAAGGUCAUUUCCCUCAAGACAUCUGCAUGGGAGGAUUGCUUGAUAUGAUCAGUGCACAUAGGAAUCAUUUCACCGGUCCAAUUCCUAGAAGUUUGAGGAACUGCUCUAGCCUUAUUAGAGUUAGGCUUGAAAGUAAUCAAUUGACAGGAAAUAUCACAGAUGCUUUUGGUGUAUGUCCACACUUAAACUACAUUGAUUUAAGUAACAAUGCACUUUAUGGCCACUUGUCACCCACAUGGGGGCAGUGCCAUAACCUUACAAGCUUCAAGAUCUCAAAUAAUAACUUAUCUGGCGGCAUACCAAUAGAGCUAAGUGAGGCAACAAAGUUACAGCAACUUCACUUUUCAUCAAAUCACUUGACAGGAAAUAUUCCAAGGGAAUUGAGUCGCUUGUCAUUAUUGAGUGAACUUAGGCUGAGCAAUAAUCAACUUUCAAGAAACAUUCCUAUUGAGAUAGGAUUGUUGACAAAACUUGAACAGUUAAGUCUAGCUAACAAUCACUUAAGUGGCUCAAUUCCAGAACAACUGGGAGGGUUGACCAAAUUAUGGGAAUUGAACAUAAGUGGAAAUAAGUUCUUCAGCAUUCCCAUUACUUUUGGUCGAUUGCAACAGCUUCAGUCUCUUGAUCUUAGUGGAAAUUCAUUUACCGGCAGAAUCCCAACAAUGCUUGGAGAGCUACAACGAUUGGAAAAGUUGAACCUCUCAUGUAACAAUUUCUCUGGAAUGAUUCCUUCAUUUUUUGAUGAUUUGAAAAGCUUGACUAUGAUUGACAUAUCACACAAUAAAUUAGAAGGUCCACUUCCAAAUAUUUCAGCCUUUCGUGCAGCUACAAUGGGGAGAUUAAUAGGCAACAAAGGAUUAUGUGGUAAUCUAUCUGGCCUACCAAUUUGCCCAACAACAAAUUUUGACCCAAGCCAUUCCAAGAGUAGGAAAGUGGUGGUCUAUGUUGUAUCCUUUAGUUUGGGAGCUGUGAUGCUAGCAACAUUUUUCGCUGGCAUUUCAUAUAUUAUUUUCCAUCACAAAGCAAGGAAAACAGAAAGUCAAGAAAGAGAAGUGCAAACUCAAAAUUUGUUUGCUAUAUGGAGUUAUGAUGGGAAAUUAGUAUAUGAAAACAUUAUUGAAGCCACGGAGGAGUUCAAUGAAAAAUAUCUCAUUGGGGAGGGAGGAUUUGGAAGUGUCUAUAAAGCAGAAUUAUCCACAGGUCAAGUUGUGGCUGUGAAGAAGCUUCAUUCAGUACCAGCCAGGGAUAUGUGUCAUCAAAAAGAUUUUAUGAGUGAGAUUAGAGCCUUGACAGAAACUAGGCAUCAUAAUAUCAUCAAGCUAUAUGGGUUUUGCUGGCAUUCAAAAGUCUCUUUUUUGGUUUAUGAAUUCUUAGAAGGAGGCAGCUUGGACAAGAUACUAAGAGAAGAGACACAAGCAAUUGCUUUGGAUUGGACUAAAAGAAUCAAAGUUGUUGAAGGUAUGGCUAAUGCUUCAUGCUAUCUUCAUCAUGGAUGCUCACCUCCGAUAGUUCAUCGUGACCUAUCAAGCAAAAAUGUUAUUUUAGAUUCAGAUUAUGAGGCUCAUAUCUCUGACUUUGGGGCAUCCAAGCUUUUAUAUCCAGAUUCUACCAAUUGGACCUCAUUUGCUGGCACCUUUGGCUAUGCCGCUCCAGAACUUGCUUACACAAUGGAAGUGACGGAGAAAUGUGACGUUUAUAGCUUUGGAGUGUUGGCUCUGGAAACAAUUAUGGGAAAGCAUCCAAGAGAUCUCAUAAUGUCAUGUUUCUCAUUAACAUCUUCUAGUGCAGCACCAACAAUAGUUGCUCAUGAUUUGGAUUUAAAGGGAGUGUUAGACCAAAGGCUCCCUUAUCCUCGAGGCUUAGUGGCUGAGAAGGUGAUGUUGAUUGCAAGAAUUGCUUCUACUUGCUUGAAUGAAAAUCCACGUGCUCGCCCAACCAUGGAGCAAGUAUGUAAGGAGCUUGCCAUGCCAAAAUCACAUUUCUCUGGUUCCAUUCCAUAGCUUCAUAUAAGUUAUGUUGGAGAUCUCAACUGAAAAUAAGAUCAUCACAAUGUGAUGAUGUGUGGUGUAUUAUUGUCUUCACACUUAAUGUGUCCCCCUAGUCUACUUGUGUUUUACCUUUUGGAUAAGGACCAACCCAAAAUAAUAAUUAAAUAUUGUGUGAUUAAGUUCA